AUGCUUCGUCGAUCUGCAAAGCUUUCCUCUCGCCACUCUGGUGGUUCUGAGAUGCCAGUGUCUCUCCCAAACACGCCGAGGGAAAGUGAUGGGAAGAGGUCCCUAGAGGAGCUUGGAGAGCCAAGUUCGAUGCGUGCAGAUGCCCCUGAAAGACGGGAUGAACUCUACAACGGUAACGACGACGACGAUGACGGGGAUGCAGUAGAGCAUACCGAGUCAAGAAAGAAAGCUGCUCGGGCAGUAGCAAGACCAGCGUCUUUGAAGAAGACCCGUGUUAUGAUUGUAGAGUCAUCGAGCCGCAGGAAGUCCUUGUGUCUUUGUACACAUGGUCUUUAG
Molecule: messenger RNA, 336 nt
Organism: Fusarium coffeatum
Lineage: Eukaryota; Fungi; Ascomycota; Sordariomycetes; Hypocreales; Nectriaceae
Exons: 2
Coding region: 1-336 (111 amino acids)
Source: RefSeq, a predicted model, not a curated record